AUGGAACCUCUUCGUGCUUCUUUCCAACAACGCCGCUGGAGCUCGUUCAACAAAUCGUUGAGCAACCUCUCCGUGAGCUUCUCCGUCGGGACGUUGAAGGAUCUCUUGCUCAAAGUCAUCCCCAUUUGCCAAGGCGUCGACCGUCUUUGCUGCCAGCAUGUGGUAGAGCUGAUAUGGCGACACAAUGGUGCGGAAGUCCCCAAUGACGAACUGGAAGAAACUGCUUGCUUUUUGGAAGGACUGCUUUCUCCUAGUUACGAUCAUCUGGAUAAGACACUUCUCGUGCACAUUCACUCUUGUAUCGGUAUGAUCCGAGAACAACAAGGCGUUCUGGACAGAGCCAUUCGAUCACUGCAACUGGCACUGUGGCUGCAGCAAAAGGUAACCACUGAUCAAGUGGCUCUUGCUGUUACGGAGCACCGAUUAGGCUUGGUAUAUGCCAAGAUGGGAGAUUACAAGAAGGCCACAUAUCUCAUUGAGAGAGCACUCAAGGCAUACUCAGAUGCCAAGCUAAAGACGGGGCACACCUGUAUUGUAGAAGCAGAGGAAUCCUUGUCCGGAAUUCGAAUAAAUAAGUUGAUGGAAGAUAUGGAGAUGCAACGAUCGGUAUCAGAGCAUCUUGCUGGUAUUAUGGAGGAUGAUGACCAACAGCAAGAUCAAGAGCAACGGCAAGAGCCACAGCAACCAAAACCAAAGCGUAAACCUAAAAAACACGUUCUGCGGGCAAGAUCAGCGUAA
Seminavis robusta is the source of this 738-nucleotide messenger RNA. The record is from the annotation of a GenBank genome assembly. NCBI's taxonomy places the organism in Eukaryota, Bacillariophyta, Bacillariophyceae, Naviculales, Naviculaceae.